AUGGGAAAGCACUUUGACUCGAUACCCAAAGAACUUGUACCAUGGAUUGAACAGCAGAAGAUCUUCUGGGUAGCAACAGCACCGCUCAGCGAAGACGGUCACAUCAACGUCUCGCCAAAAGGGGUUGAGGGCACCUUUCAUCUGGUAGAUGAGAAUACCUGCUGGUAUGAGGACCUUACCGGGAGCGGAGUGGAGACAAUAUCUCAUCUGAGGGAGAAUGCCCGUAUCACCAUCAUGUUCAGUGCCUUUGAAGGUCCACCACGCAUCAUGAGGUUUUGGGGAAAAGGGACCGUAUAUGAAGUCGGUACUCCAGAAUAUGACGCAUAUAUCCAACCUGAGCAACGAAAACCUGGAUCCCGAGCCAUAAUUCUUAUCAAAAUUCAUAAAGUGGGGACAUCGUGCGGCUAUGCAGUACCCUUCUUCACCUUCGACCGGUACCGUACUCAAUUAGAGAGCCAUUUCGCGCGAAAAGAACUGCAAGACUUGGAACACGGCGCUCGUGCACCUGGACAGAGUGGUAUGCUCGACUAUUGGGCCCAGAAGAACGUAAGGAGUCUCGAUGGAUUACCUGGUCUGCAGCAGGGUAUUCGUUUUGCAGAAUCCCUGGAAGCUACGUUACCUCCUGGGUACAUCGGCAGUGGCGAGGCCCAGAAAUGGCGGCGAAAAGAGGUGGAAGAGGUCAAAAAGGGUCAUCACGCUUUAUAUAUCUCCUAUUUCGACUGGUUCACAUCUACCCAGACCAAGAUGGUGCUUUCUUUCUUAUUUGGUGUAGCGCUGACGGUCAAAUUCCAGCCGUACAUCGCCACCAAGUACAGAGGUUAA
This is a messenger RNA of Serendipita indica DSM 11827, 822 nucleotides long. Lineage: Eukaryota; Fungi; Basidiomycota; Agaricomycetes; Sebacinales; Serendipitaceae. The record is from the annotation of a GenBank genome assembly.